AUGGCGCCAAUCUUGCAAACCUUGGUACUUGGCAGCAGUAUCUCGUUCUCAUUCAUUCUUGCUGGCAAUGCAAUCACUCAAUCCUUCAUGACAGUUCCAGCUCUCCUUGUUGGCUUUCCAAAUUCCACAUCGCCAGACUAUUCCUCCAAGUCAGCACUUCUCGGUCGACAAUGGGGAGUCUGCUGGACUGCAGGAAAUGUGUUUUUUCGACCUAUCAGUUCUCUUGGUGCUCUGGGCUAUGCCUUCACCACUUAUUCUGCCUACGCCUCUGCAACCACGAAAGCUGACUGGAGAUUGUUUGCUAUUGCAGCUCUGAUGCAUGUCGUUGUCAUCAUUCAUUCUGCUGUCAACAUGCAGCCAUUAAAUGAUAAGAUUGCAUCCCUUGAUUCGGAAUCGAAAGGGAAAGAUACUCUUGACUUGGGAGCCGAGACUUUGUUGAGGAAAUGGGGCAAGUUGAAUUAUGUGAGAAUUGUUUCUCCGCUCAUUGCAGGGACUUUUGCAUUAUCUCAACUUUUUCUUUGA
Messenger RNA from Mollisia scopiformis, 522 nucleotides. RefSeq lists its product as uncharacterized. The coding region runs from base 1 to 522 and encodes 173 amino acids. The record is from RefSeq and is a predicted model, not a curated record. The transcript has 2 exons. NCBI's taxonomy places the organism in Eukaryota, Fungi, Ascomycota, Leotiomycetes, Helotiales, Mollisiaceae.